CGGCGCUCUAGGCCGAGCGGGAGGUCGGGGCUGCGGGCGCUCGCUGGUGGCGGAUCAGGAGGUGGCUGCGGUGGCGGGGCUCCGCGGCCGGGGUCGAAUCCGAUCGGGAGCCAUGAGCGUGGACAAGGCCGAGCUAUGCGGGUCUCUGCUCACCUGGUUGCAGACAUUCCACGUCCCGUCCCCCUGUACCAGCCCCCAGGACUUGAGCAGUGGCCUCGCCAUAGCCUAUGUGCUGAACCAGAUAGACCCUUCCUGGUUCAACGAGGCGUGGCUCCAGGGCAUCUCAGAUGACCCAGGUCCCAACUGGAGGCUGAAGGUCGGCAACCUGAAGACCAUCUUACAGAGCUUGGUGGAGUACUCCCAGGAUGUCUUGGGGCAUCCCGUUUUGGAGCAACACCUUCCGGACGUGAGCCUCAUUGGCGAGUUUUCGGACCCAGAAGAGCUUGGCAAGCUGCUUCAGCUGGUGCUUGGCUGUGCCAUCAGUUGUGAGAAGAAGCAGGAGCACAUCCAGAGAAUCAUGACGCUGGAGGAAUCAGUUCAACAUGUGGUAAUGGAAGCCAUCCAGGAGCUCAUGACCAAAGACACCCCUGACUCCCUGUCACCAGAAACAUAUGGGAACUUUGAUAACCAGUCCCGAAGGUACUACUUCCUGAGUGAGGAGGCUGAUGAGGGGGAUGAGCUGCGGCAGCGCUGUCUGGACCUGGAGCGGCAGCUGGUGCUCGUGUCCGAGGAGAAGCAGAGCCUGGCCCAGGAGAACGUGGCGCUGCGGGAGCGGCUGGGCCGGCCGGAGGCUGAGGGCGCCCCUGGCCUCACGGCCAAGAAGCUGUUGCUGCUGCAGUCCCAGCUGGAGCAGCUGCAGGAGGAGAAUUUCAGGUGCAGUCAGCGGGGGAUGGGGCCCGCAGGCCAGGGGAUUGGCUGGGCUCCAGUGCCCUCAAGUGUCCCUUUCUCUGCCCCGCCCCCCAGGCUGGAGACCGGCCGGGAAGACGAGCGCCUGCACUGUGCCGAGCUGGAGCGGGAGGUGUCUGAGCUGCAGCAGCGGAACCAGGCGCUGACCAGUCUGGCCCAGGAGGCACAGGCGCUGAAGGAUGAGAUGGACGAGCUGCGGCAGUCCUCUGAGCGUGCUGGGCAGCUGGAGGCCACGCUGAGCAGCUGUCGGCGCCGGCUGGGUGAGCUGCGGGAGCUGAGGCGGCAGGUGCGGCAGCUGGAGGAGCGCAAUGCCGGCCAUGCCGAGCGCACCCGGCAGCUGGAAGAUGAGCUACGCCGGGCCAGCUCGCUACGUGCCCAGCUCGAGGCACAGCGACUACAGGUUCAGGAACUGCAGGGCCAGAGGCAGGAGGAGGCCAUGAAGGCCGAGAAAUGGCUAUUCGAGUGUCGAAAUCUAGAGGAGAAGUAUGAGUUGGUGACAAAGGAGAAGGAGCGGCUGCUGGCAGAGAGGGACUCCUUGCGGGAUGCCAAUGAGGAACUGCGCUGCGCCCAGCUGCAGCCUCGGGGCUUGACCCAGGCUGACCCCUCUCUGGAUCCCACCUCACCAGCUGUGGAAAACUUAGCAGCAGAGAUCCUACCUGCGGAGCUGAGGGAGACGCUCCUGCGGCUUCAGCGGGAGAACAAGCAGCUGUGCCAGCAGGAGGCGGCCUACCGGGAGCGGCAGGAGGAGCUGCAGCGCCACCUGGAGGACGCCAACCGCGCACGCCACGGGCUGGAGACGCAGCUGCGGCUGAACCAGCAGCAGCUGUCGGAGCUGCGGGCCCAGGUGGAGGACUUGCAGAAGGCCUUGCAAGAGCAGGGGGGCAAGACGGAGGAUUCCAUUUCCGCCCUGCUGAAGAGGAAGCUGGAGGAACAUCUGCAGAAGCUGCAUGAAGCGGAUCUGGAGCUGCAGCGGAAGCGAGAGUACAUUGAGGAGCUGGAACCGCCCGCUGACAGCGGCACAGCCCGGCGUAUCGAGGAGCUGCAGCACAGCCUGCAGAAGAAGGAUGCGGACUUGCGGGCCAUGGAAGAGCGCUACCGCCGCUACGUGGACAGGGCGCGCACGGUCAUACAGACCCUGGAACCCAAACAGCGGCCAUCUGGGGGGGCACCCCCAGAACUUCACACCCUGAGGACACAGCUCCGGGAGCGGGACGUCCGCAUCCGGCACCUGGAGAUGGACUUUGAGAAGAGUCGAAGUCAGCGGGAGCAGGAAGAAAAGCUGCUCAUCAGUGCCUGGUAUAAUAUGGGCAUGGCUCUGCAGCAGCGAACUGGGGAGGAGCGGGCCCCUGCCCAUGCCCAGUCGUUCCUGGCACAGCAGCGGCUGGCCACCAACACUCGCCGUGGGCCCCUGGGACGCCUAGCGUCCCUGAACACGCGCCCCACCGACAAGCACUGAUGGACCUCAGGAUCCUGCCACCUGCCCAGCCGGCUGGGGCUCAGUCCGCCCUGGAUUCCCCCAACUCAUCUGGGGCCCAGCAUCAGGAAGGCCUCAGUCAGCUGCCUGAGAGCCUUAAGGUCAUGACUUCUGCCCUUUGUUCUCUCAGGUGGGACAAGAGUGCAGGAUAGGGCAGGAGGCAGCGGUGGGCCUGUUCUUUUUAGCAAUGUGAUUCUUAUCCUUGAUUUUCAACCUGGGGUUAAUGAGAUGCCAGGGGAGAGAGUGAUUUUUAUAUUUGAGAGGAAAAAUAAUAAAGAUUUUCAAUCUGCCCUGGCUGGACUCUGGGCACUGAGGGGAGGGAGAGAAGAUGGGCCAGGGACUCAGAUCAUUGCUUUUAGAAAGACCUGGCUUGGGUUCUUACUAAAGCAUGAGUGACUGACAGCAUCCACUGGGAGGUGAGAACCGUAUUUGUGUCUAUGUAACUGUAUGUGCGUAUGGUCGUUUUUUGAAGAAGCUUCAGACAAAAAUCCCCGCCUUACGAAGUUGUCGUUUCUAAUGAAGGGAGACGGACAAUAAACAAAAUAGAUAAAGUAAAAGUUUGAUGUGAGAAGUGCUACAGAGAAAAAGAAAACAGACAGAAGUGACGGGGAUGUGGGACGUUCAUUUGGGAGGUGGUGAUUUUAAAUAAAAGACCAGCAGAAGAGA
Molecule: messenger RNA, 3046 nt
Organism: Ailuropoda melanoleuca (giant panda)
Lineage: Eukaryota; Metazoa; Chordata; Mammalia; Carnivora; Ursidae
Gene: HOOK2
Product: hook microtubule tethering protein 2
Exons: 22
Coding region: 113-2362 (749 amino acids)
Biological process (GO): cytoplasmic microtubule organization; cytoskeleton-dependent intracellular transport
Cellular component (GO): cytoplasm; centrosome
Molecular function (GO): microtubule binding; dynein light intermediate chain binding
Source: RefSeq, a predicted model, not a curated record